This is a messenger RNA of Penicillium atrosanguineum, 1884 nucleotides long. RefSeq names its product EXO70 family protein. Gene Ontology annotation, biological process: exocytosis. The transcript has 3 exons. Gene Ontology annotation, molecular function: phosphatidylinositol-4,5-bisphosphate binding. The coding region runs from base 1 to 1884 and encodes 627 amino acids. The record is from RefSeq and is a predicted model, not a curated record. NCBI's taxonomy places the organism in Eukaryota, Fungi, Ascomycota, Eurotiomycetes, Eurotiales, Aspergillaceae. Gene Ontology annotation, cellular component: exocyst.
AUGGUGGCUCCCAGGAACACCGCCUACGCCGAGGAGAGCGCCGAGGUCGAGGUUUUGUACGCCAACCUCACUAAGCUCAACUCGCUCACGAGGAAGAUCCAGGGCUCCCUUGUGCGCCUAGAGACCAGUGGACAGGUGGUCAAAGAGGCCAUUGGCCCCAUAUACAGCAACACACAGUCACUUCAAAUCACGAAUACUAAUAUCGACAAAGUCAAUGAUGCUAUCGACCGUCUUCGCCAGCCUCUCGACGCGAAGAGCCGCGAGGAAGGCAUCAUUCGCGCCGGACCGCAAAGCGCAGGUCUUUCGCAGUACCUCUCGGCAAUGAAACGUGUUGAAAAGGCGCUGGUCGACCUCAACGCGACGAACCUUCGAUCCAACCAGACUGCGAUCACAGACUUCAACUCCCUUCUGGGCACAGGAAGCAUCAACUUGCAAGAGAUGUUCCGGUCUGAAUUGAUGCAGAAUACCGUUCCAAUUGAACCUUUGCACUACGUGACAAAAGACCUCCCUUUCCCAUCGAUUCCCGAAGAAACAAUUUCACAUUUGGCACCGUUAUGCUCUGCAAUCGGCUCUGCAUCCGUUCAUGGCCCGCAGCGCGGUAUGGGAGAUAACCCUGCUCUAAAGAUAUAUGCUGAGGUGCGCGGGCCGUACAUUGCCGCUAGCUUGCAGAACCUCUCCAUUGCAUCUCUCAAUACUGUCAAGCGAAGACCCACCGAUGGGCCUUACAAACAAGGAACCAAUGGCAUUGGUAUGUACUCGAAUGCGUUGGAGGGUUUCAUCACUACAGAACAUGAGAUCAUUACGCAGGUAUUUACUGGAGACCAACAAGGACUUGCGCUGCAGGCGACUUUCCUUUCGGCCAUGGCCGACUACUCCAAGACAUUGCGAGAAUUGAACCAGUACAUCAAGGCAAACUUGAUGACGGAUUGCUUCUUGGCUUUUGAGAUCAUUGAGAUUGUGACUGCAAUGUCCUACCGCAUUGAUUCGAAGACUGCCGAGCUUAAGAGUCUUCUUAUCGAAGCUUUACGGCCCGUUCGUGAGACCGCAAAGUCUUCUCUUUCGGAGUUGCUCGAGGAGACGAAGCGCAAGGCUGCCAAUGCGACGCUACCUCCGGACGGUGGAUCUGUACCAUUUGUUGAGGAGGUAAUGAGCUCUCUUGCCACAUUGACAGGCUACUCGGGCCCCUUGGCGUCUAUCUUGACAUCUUUGGGAGAUGGCAACUGGCGGUCUAAAUCGAAUACCGCCGGCUCUGCCCCCUUGGAUGUUGGUCCGGACAGCGGAACACUCUUCUCUCAUUUCAUUCUGGAUAUGAUCGAGGCCGUUAUGACAGGCCUGGAAUCGCGUGGUCGGGCUUUCCACCGUUCCAAGGCCGCUCUGGGUGUAUUCUUGUCCAACGUCUUCUGCAUCGUUGACCGAUCAAUCCGACAAAGUCCCGAGCUGGCCCGCUACCUGGGUGCGCCAGAUAGUAUUGCACGGAUUGACACUUUCCGUAAGCGCGCAACAUCGACCUAUCUUGAUGCAUGGAAAGAAACAUCUCAAUACUUGUUGGAUGUACAAUAUACCUCUCGUUCUGGAGCACGUCCUAAUUCGGGAGGAGCUGUGGAUUCCAGUGCCAUUGUCAAGAGUCUAUCGUCGAAGGAUCGGGACGCUAUCAAGGACAAAUUCAAGUCCUUCAAUGCAAGCUUUGAUGAGAUGGUGUCCCGCCACAAGUCUCUUCAUAUGGAACGGGAAGUACGAUCUGUGCUGGCCCGGGAGCUGCAGGCUGUUCUCGAGCCGCUGUACGCGCGCUUUUAUGAUCGCUACGUGGAGAUCGACAAGGGUCGUGGCAAGUACAUCAAGUACGAUAAGUCCAACCUGUCGAUUCAACUGGCACAGCUUUCCUGA